AUGGAGCCAUCUCUUUCUACCGCCAAAAUUGAAAGAAAUUUUGGGUACUUAGCUGAGCGUGAAGUUUUGGCGGACCCAACUGAAAUCCAUAGGAGUCAUACCCUCCAUCUUGCCCCGGAUGCCGACGUAGUCGACUCGAAGUAUCCUCAAACUUCCAAGCCAAUAAGAUCGCUAGCUACGGAAAGCUAUGAGCAGCAGAAACAUGUAUGCAGGAUGAGAGGUGUGUCUGCGUUUCAGUUUGAUCCGGGCGGGAGCGAACUCGAUUUCGUUGCUUCAUCCAUGACCACACCACCAUCAUCGAUCGUCUCGGUCAGCACACCUAGCGUGGACAAGAAACAAGAGAAAAACUCUUUACAAUGGGAUGAGAGUCCUCCUGUGCAAGUUUUGAUCACGAGGGUUUUGAAGAAGGAAUAA
Linum trigynum is the source of this 414-nucleotide messenger RNA. The record is from the annotation of a GenBank genome assembly. NCBI's taxonomy places the organism in Eukaryota, Viridiplantae, Streptophyta, Magnoliopsida, Malpighiales, Linaceae.